Cheilinus undulatus (humphead wrasse) is the source of this 1736-nucleotide messenger RNA. It is a transcript of the gene fam113, whose product is annotated as family with sequence similarity 113. Bases 268 to 1437 code for a protein of 389 amino acids. The transcript has 10 exons. Lineage: Eukaryota; Metazoa; Chordata; Actinopteri; Labriformes; Labridae. The record is from RefSeq and is a predicted model, not a curated record.
CGUCAUCACGUAACACUCGUUAUAACGCCAGCGGGAAACGUUUAAAGCCAGGAGAAGCUCACUUAACGUGUUUUCGCAUAAGAUUUCGAGAGAUUCAGUCAUUUUGAGGUUUAGUAAGGCAAAUAAAAUGAGUUCUAUGAUAUACAUGCAAUAUUAAGGUUAUCCAAUCGCAGAGCUAUCGGGGCAGAGCUAAUUUAACAGGUGUGCAUCAUUAAGGAACAGCAGCAGUAACAGGAGACUACCAGUGUUUAAGUCGUCUGUGCAAUCAUGAGGCUAUCCAUCACUCAGAACCAGGCCAGACAGCUCCUGCACAACAAGUUUGUUGUGGUUCUUGGAGAUUCAGUGCAGCGCGCCAUUUAUAAAGACCUGGUUCUGCUGCUUCAAAGGGAUCGGUAUUUGACUCUGUCUCAGUUAAAGACCAAGGGGGAGUUCUCCUUUGAACAGGACCUCCUGAUAGAAGGGGGUCGAUUGGGUGCGAUGAAUAAUGGCACAGAGUACAAAGAGGUCCGACAGUACCGCUCAGACCAUCACCUGCUGCGGUUCUACUUCCUGACCCGGAUCUUCUCCUCAUACAUGAAGAGCGUCCUGGAGGAUUUCAAACGAGGAAUCAAACCGGACGUCAUCAUAGUCAGCUCCUGUGUCUGGGACAUCAGCAGGUAUGGAGCAGGAAGUCUCGAGGAGUACAAAGAAAACCUCCACCAGUUCUUCAGCCAGGUUAAAAACAUUGUUCCUCUCGACUGUCUCAUCCUGUGGAACAUGGCCAUGCCGCUUGGCAGGAAAAUAAAAGGAGGAUUCUUGGUGCCUGAAGUGAGUCAUCUGGCCUCCUCGCUUCGUCAUGAUGUGAUUGAAGCAAACUUCUACAGCUGUCUGACUGCAAAGGAGUACAGCCUGGAUGUCCUCGACCUGCACUUCCAUUUUCGCCUCAGUCUACAGCACCGCAUGCUGGAUGGCGUCCACUGGGACGCUCUGGCCCAUCGACAGAUCAGCAGCCUGCUGCUGCAUCACAUUGCAGAUGCAUGGGGGGUCGACCUGCAUGAGCCCCCACCUUUCCAAGGACAAGUUGUUCAGGGUUACACGGACUUUGAAUAUCACACACACAGACUGGAGAGGCCCAGACCGAGACCCCUGCAGCACAUGGUACCCCCGCAGAGAUGUCGUCCUACUCAGUACGACCAGAGUCAGUUCUGGUCCGACAGACUGGAUCUGCCUUCAACAAACUCAGAUUAUCAGCAUCGAGGUCAACUGAUGCAUCAGCCAGAUCAGCUUGGCAUGAGAUGGGUCAACGUUCUGAACGAGUGGCUCAGUGCAGGUAGAGAUGAUGGUUCCCAGAGAGACGAUCGCUGUAUGAGGCAAAGGAGACGGCCUAACAGAGCUCAGCCGUACCCCUCUCACCAGCCCCCCCACGUGACAUCCCGCCACCCCACGUACAGAUGGUGAGCGGCAGACACAGAAACCCAUUACAGCAGGAACACAGGGACUUCUUGUUAGAAAUAAAGCGAGUACGGGGGAGGGAGGUUAAGUGAAUUUGAAGUCCCUGGCUGUUUCUGGAUGUGUGGAUCAGAUUCGUAAUUAAGGUUAGAUAGAAGCACGGCGCUGCGUACGAUAGCAGAAUUGUAAUUCACUGAUCAGUGUUUGAACAUGUUUUAAAAUCCAAUUUAGUUCAGGUUUUAGAUGAUGGAGUUCACCACCAUGUUUCUGACUGAGAAAUGUUGCUAAUAAACACAGUUUCUGCUGCA